Molecule: messenger RNA, 1453 nt
Organism: Zea mays
Lineage: Eukaryota; Viridiplantae; Streptophyta; Magnoliopsida; Poales; Poaceae
Product: PLASMODESMATA CALLOSE-BINDING PROTEIN 2
Exons: 4
Coding region: 228-1004 (258 amino acids)
Source: RefSeq, a predicted model, not a curated record
UUCUCAUCAUGGCGGCUAACAAGCCAUCAUGAAGACGAACCCCCCCACAUCGCAUCACAGACUUUCUUUUCUCUUGUUUUUUCCUUUUUACUUUCCCACUCCUCUCGCUGAAUGACUAGCGUUCAGUGUCAACCGCCGCCUCCUGUCCUGACCACCAGGCACCCUGCACUGCACGCCCAAGUUUCCUCUUGUUCCCCUGCCCAGACUGCACGCCUCCUGUCCUGACCAUGCCUCUGAGGCCAGUUCAUGGCUUUGCGUCUCUUCUUGUCAUCUUCGCCUGCCACUGCCAUGGGGGAGGAAGCGAGCAGGGAGCGGACGUGGCGGCAGAGCGGCUGGAGCGCGACGUGACGUCGCCCCUGGCCACGGUCCCGGUGGUGGACCCGACGGCGGCGGCGGCGGCGACGACGACGCAGUCGCCGGCCACCGGCGGGAGCUGGUGCGUGGCGAGCCCCAGCGCGAGCGCGACGGCGCUGCGGGUGGCGCUGGACUACGCGUGCGGGCAGGGCGGCGCGGACUGCUCCGCGAUCCAGCAGGGCGGGAGCUGCUUCAGCCCGGACACCGUCCGCGACCACGCGUCCUACGCCUUCAACAGCUACUACCAGAAGAACCCCGUGCAGACCAGCUGCGACUUUGGCGGCACCGCCGCCCUCACCACCGCAGACCCAAGUAAGCUCUCCUCCACACGUCGAGGUCGAGACCAUCAAGGCACUUCGACGUGCCAGUAUCCAUCAACGAGCACCGGCGCUUCGGUCCUGAACACGUCGACUCCGCUGACGCCAACGAACGGGUCUCCGCCCGGCCCCGGGUACGGGAGCUCUCCGCCGGCCGGAUACGCCAACUCUCCUCCGCUGUACGGGAACAUGUCGCCGCCGGACUACGGCGACAACAUCAGCGCCGCAGCGAGGGCGCUGCCCGGCCGCAAGACGACGGCGACGGCGGCCGUCGCGUCGCUGGCGACGACGUGCCUACUGACCGCGGCACUGUCACUGACGGUGAGCGGCUGAACCUGCACACGCACGCAACAAUAGCUCCAAGCCGCCGCCGCCGCACGUUCAGGUGCCGACCGUGAUGUCCUGGAAGGCCAUGAAGGUGGAGACGAGACAAACAUGUGCCGGUGCAGCAGAGACUACAGAGGAUACGUGCGUGUACAGUACAGGCAGUGGCGGAUCUGGAGAGCAGGAUGGUGAUGGAGACCAGUGACGCCGUGUCACUGUCAGUCACUCUGUCAGUAGUGUUGCCUGCCCUUUGUAAUGUUUAGCAAAUGUGUACAGAUAGACUCGUAUACACGGCGACGGUUAUGAUCUUUGGUAUCCCCUCGGCCCCUCCAACUCUAAACUCUAUCUCUUAAAUUAAAAAAAAACAAGCCAUGAUUUGAGAGCUUUUACUGGUGUAAAAAUUGCCCUUUUACAAGAUAGGGAUGGACACUUAUUAAAUAGUGGUUUGAUUUUUCUAA